UGCUCUUACGCACUCCUGGCGACCAAAAUCCACAAGCGAUUCUUCAAACUUCAAAACAAUCCCCUCUCUCUCUCUCUCUCUCUCUCUGCUUUUAAAAAUACAUCUCUCUGCCUCUUUUUACCUUCACCUUCUCUGUUUGCAACCCGAAAUUUGUCUAAAAAACUCCCCACUUGGUAGCUUUCUCGUCAUCCCUUCUUCAUGCAGAAGAAACGAUUUGAAAUGAGCUCCUUUGCCACAAAGGUUUUCUUUGAAUCCAUUGGGUUCUUCCAAGAAACAUUGUCUUUGCUUUCUUUUCUCGAUUCGGAUCCUCUGUUCUCUAUCUUAAUAGCACUUUACGGUCUUAUACUCCUUUAUUUCCCGCGGAUUUUCCUAGACCUUGUUUUCUCUCCUGUCUUGAUCUCAUCUGGGAUUCUGAUAUCAACCCUGCUCCGAUUAGGAGCAAUUCAAAGUACUGAAGAAAGGAACGGUAUUCCGACAGUUGAGAAAGAGAGUUCUACUUCCACAGGACCUGAAGAAAUCGAUUCAACAGCUGAAGAUGACAAAUGGGUCUCAUGCAAUACGAACACAGAGCCCAAAAUUAAGUUUGAUUUCGUUCCUAAUCCGUUUUUCUUCACCUCGUUCUUGGAAACCAACCUGAAGGCGCCAUUAGAAGUCAUAUACGAAGACUGCGAAGGAGAAGAUGAGGAAUCGAAUGAAAAGGAAGAGACCCGUCAAGUGCGUAUCAACAGAUUGUUGUCACUUUACCACUCGGAAUCCGACACAGACAGCUCGUCGGACGGAGAAUUUCCGGAGAUCGCAGGGUGGGAUUCUCCCCAAAAUAUGUGCUUUACAUGGGGCGAAGAUGAUAAAGAGGGAUUAAUCGAAAUACCUCUGGAUGGUAAGCGCAGUCCAAUUUUUCACGUCGAAGAGGACAAUCUGAUCGAGAUUGACAUUUCUCUUAUCGGAGCUCCGAAGCGAAAUACUGAUUUUUUAUCCGGCCAGUGUCAAUUUCAGUUAAUGCAGGUUAAUUAAUUAUAGAAAAAACAUGUCUGUCCGUGAUUGAAGACGGUGAGUCCGUGAGAGAGAAACAGAGAUUUUCGGUUUCGGCCUUUGGGUUUUCAGUUAUAUUGCUCGUUGUAUUAUUAUAUCCAUCUUUAUCAGUUCAUGUAUACUAAUCUAA
Messenger RNA from Nelumbo nucifera (sacred lotus), 1159 nucleotides. RefSeq lists its product as uncharacterized. Lineage: Eukaryota; Viridiplantae; Streptophyta; Magnoliopsida; Proteales; Nelumbonaceae. The record is from RefSeq and is a predicted model, not a curated record.